AUGGGUGAAAUCGGUACGAAUCUGCUCCGGCGGAGGAUAGCUGAACAAGCCCGCGAACAGAGCACGAUACGCGACGCAGCACUGGAGAACAAAUUUCGAAAGCUGCCUAAUCCAACGUCGCCCAGAAACGACAAACAGGUGUACAACCUGUCAUCAAAGGAGCUGACGAAGGAUCAGAUGCAAGUUUUACGGCACGAAGCUUCAUUUAACAAGGCUGACGCCAAACCUGUUAACAUGAUUGCAGCAGUGCAAUCAAUCCUUUGUCAGACGGAGGCAACGGAGGAGACUAAGAACCUCAUCCGACACCAAGUGUCGUCUCUCCUGAUGGCGCACAGACCGCGGGAAGUGCUUUCCAAGGUCGAACGUGAUGCGCUUAGAGAACUCAAGGCCGACAAAGACCUGGUCAUCGUGCCAGCGGACAAAGGACGUGCCACAGUUGUACUGGACAGGACAGACUACCUUCAAAAAGCCAAAGGUUUACUGGAGGACCGACAGUUCUAUGGCCCAUGUUCAAAGAAGCCUUUAAAGGCGCCGACACGCGAAAUCAAUGCUACGUUGUUGGCCUUGGAGAACUCAGGUGCAAUAACACCGACCGACAGACGCAUGGCGAGACCCCAAGAUACGGCUUUGGCCCGAUUCUAUGGCCUCCCUAUGGUGCACAAAGACGGCGCUCCUCUCCGACCCAUCGUGUCGCUCAAAGGGACUCCAACGUACGGACUGGCGAAGUGGCUGUUCCGGUGUCUCAAGUUCCUGACCGCUGAGUCAUACACCACGGUCUAUUCGUCAGCACAAUUCCUGGAGAAACUCAAAGGGGUAAGCAUCCAUCCAAAUGAGGUCAUGGUAUCUUUUGUUUUUACAUCCCUUUUUACUUAUAUCCCCCAGGACCUGGUGAUCGAGACAAUUGAACUGCUACUACAAAGCAAAUACGAUGAAACGGAGAACCGUCUUGGACACGCCCAAAUCCUUCAGCUCCUGAAGCUCUGUCUCAGGACGUACUUCACGUUCGACGGGACAAUCUACGAACAGGUGAAGGGCACACCAAUGGGUUCGCCGAUUUCGGGAUUCAUCGCCGAGGCGGUCCUGCAACGAUUAGAGUCGCUGGUCUUCGAACACCACAGACCGAAAUUCUGGGCCUGGUAUGUGGAUGAUACCUUCGUCGUCAUCGAACGGGAUCAGGUGUUGACAUUCCAAGAACAUCUCAACGCCGUCUUCCCGGACAUUCAAUUUACGAUGGAGAAGGAAGAGAACAACCAGUUGGCCUUCCUGGAUGUCCUUGUAUGCCGCAAGGAUUGCGGUGGACUAAAGACCAAAGUGUUCAGGAAAGCGACAAGUACGAUGCAAGUACUGAACUUCAACAGUAACCACCCAAUCAGCCACAAACGCAGUUGUGUAAGGACGCUCUAUCUGCGUGUCGAAACGCACUGCAGUGAGCCGGAAGACAAAAUUAAUGAACUACAAUACCUCCGACGGGUCUUCAAAGCCAAUGGCUACCCGCGCAACUUCGUCGACCGGUGCAUACGCAAAAGGGACGAAAGGCCUAACCGCACGGACACCAAGUCUUGGCGGGCACUUCCGUAUGUCAAGAACGUUUCGGAAGCUGUCGGCCGCCUUCUCGCACCACUUGGGGUUGGAGUGGCACACAGACCGGAGGCAACCAUCAGGCGUCUGAUCAUGAAACCGAAAGACCCACUGCCACGGCUAGAAACGUCUGGAGUCGUUUAUCGGAUCUGGUGCAGUUGCGGACAAAGCAACUACGUCGGAGAAACCGGAAGACAGCUCCGAACGAGGAUGGCCGAACACGCGGCAGCGGUGCGCAGAAAUGACGCCAGCUCUCAAGUUGCGGCUCAUUUGACGAGACCCGGCCACACAUUUAAAUUCGAUGAGGCCGAAAUUCUCGCAAGAGUUGACAACCGAGUGAGCCGAGAGCUACUGGAAUCAUGGUUUACUGGCCCCCAGUCCAUCAACAAGUGCAACGAUCUUCCCAUUCAAUACAGCGUGCUGAGACUUCGUCUAGGCGGAGUAACAAGCCACGCGGGGAGCGCACUGGUGAACACUCUUCCCAACACCCGGGUCAACGCAUCAGAUGGUCGAGCAAUCAUCACGCCAACAUCCAACGCACGUGAUGAAAUUGCGGCAAUUAUCGACUCGAAUGUCGGCCGUCAAGCAAUGAUCACCCCAAGUGUGACAAUCCCGGAUGAAGGGGGAAGCCGUGAACGUUCAUAG
Spirometra erinaceieuropaei is the source of this 2223-nucleotide messenger RNA. The record is from the annotation of a GenBank genome assembly. NCBI's taxonomy places the organism in Eukaryota, Metazoa, Platyhelminthes, Cestoda, Diphyllobothriidea, Diphyllobothriidae.